This is a messenger RNA of Octopus bimaculoides (California two-spot octopus), 1917 nucleotides long. Its product is annotated as elongator complex protein 6. Lineage: Eukaryota; Metazoa; Mollusca; Cephalopoda; Octopoda; Octopodidae. The record is from RefSeq and is a predicted model, not a curated record.
AUCACGGCCAUUUACUAAUGAGAACACUGUAUUUAUCCUACACCGGUAAAUUAUUUCCCUUCAACCAAUCUCGCCCUUCUUUCCUCUUUAAGUACCCUUUCUCUUUCUUCAGUGCUCCUCUCACGCCUUCCUGUUCCUCUCUCUCUAUUUAUCUAUCUAUCUACUUAUUAACUCCCCUGUUUGUCUAUUUUCCUGUCUUCUCUUUCUACAUUACAGCUCCUCUCCCAUUUCUUUGUAGCUCCUCUUCCUUUCUCCCAUUAUUCUCUCCUCUUACUCCGACCUUCUUUCUAGCCCCUCUCUCUCUCUUCUACGUUCCAUCUCUUCUCUUUCCCUUUCCCUCUCUGUGCCUGUAUUUCCAACUUACCCCUCUCUCUUCUACUCACCAGCAAUUCUUUUCUCUCUUUCCUACACGCAGCUUCUCUUUCCCCUCCCUAUACCCAGCUCCCUUCUAUUUCUCUACUUUUCUUUCUUAGCUACUUCUUUUCUUCCCCUCUCUCUUACUGUCUUCUCUGUCCCCUCUGCCUCUCUCUCUCUCUCACUGUCUUCUCUGUCCCCUCUGCCUCUCUCUCUCUCUCUCUCUCUCUCUUACUGUCUUCUCUGUCCCCUCUGCCUCUCUCUCUCUCUCUCUUAGCUACUUCCUUGCUCCUCUCUCUUACUGUCUUCCCUGUCCCCCUGCCUCUCUCUCUCUCAGCUACUUCCUUGCCCCUCUCUCACUUACUGUCAUCCCUGCCGCCUCUGCCUCUCACUCUCUUACUUCGGUGCCUCUCUUUGUCUCUCUUAUUUCCCUCCUCCACUCUCACUCUCUUACUUCGGUGCCCCUCUCUGUCUCUCUCACUUCCCUACUCCACCUUCUCUCUUACUUCGGUGCCCCUCUCUGUCUCUUUUACUUCUCUCCUCCACUCUCUCUUGGCCUUUUCCUUUACUCCUCCGCCUACUACUACACUCUCCCCUUCACUCUCUCAUAGCUACACUAUUUUAUUUCAUUCAUAAAAACAAAUCCUUUCCACAGCGACGUUUUUUACUAUGUUUAACGAACUCAACCACCUCCUGGAUGUCUCCGCAGUUAACAACAGCAACGGAGACAUUGGAAGCGGCAGCUUGGACGGCAAACAUGUAUUAUUGUCAGACUUUACCAAAGACGACGGGGCCUUUCUGGUGCACCAUUUCAUUUCCCACUUCCUCAAGGCCCAACAGGUUUCUCCGUCGCAGCAACCACCCUCGUGCGCGCCACCCGCGAUUAACGUAAUCGUGGUUAGUUUCGCACAGUCCUUUAACCAUUUUCAUUGCGUGGCUCAGAAAUUCGGUCUCAAUCUACGUCAGCUGCGGGAAUCCGGUUCCCUGGUGUUCGUCGAAGCCCUCAAGGAGCUUGGAGAUGCUAUCAUACACCAAGGGCGAGGAAGAGAAGCGGAUGCAGAGGAAGAAGAACAGGGAAACACUUUCUGUUCGGUCUUGAGAGACGGGGAUAUGUCACAGCUUUUCCGAAGACUUAACUUUUAUAUGGAAGACCAAGAAGGUACAAACAGACGACCCGUCGUCAUCCUAGACAACGUUAGUGUGUUACUAACCAUCGGUGUGCCUUUGUUGAAACUAGUCACUUUCUGCAACACUCUGGUGGCGUCUGUGUGCAGACAGAAAGGUGGUACCCUCGUGACGCAUUUGAUCCUCAACGACGAAGAUGAACAAGACCGGAUGCUUCUCAAACAUCUUAUAUACAGCUGCGAUUGCCACUUGCAGGUCACACCUCUCUCAACUGGACACUCUAACGACGUUCAUGGCGAGGUAUGUAUAUGGAGGGAGACGAGCUUGUUACAGGUUUAUUUGUUAGCAAAGCGGGGUAUUAUGUUCUGUCUUUUGCUCAUUUCGGUCGUGGGACCGUGGCCAUGCUGGGGCACCUUCUCUUGAAGGUUUUAGUCAGAC